AUGAUUAUGUUUAAUGAAUUCUUUGAUUUAGUGAAGUAUAACAAUUACUCUGUUUCGUCUAUCUAUAGUUGUAUACAUACAACCACUAAACUCUUUUUAUAUUCAUUAUACUACUACACAAUAUGGCACAAACCAACCAAUUCACAAAGUCCCAACGACAAUAAUUUAAAAAGACAUUUCCAAUGUUUCUUGGAAUGGUUGUAUAAUUCACCACACAUUCCGAUGACCACAAACUCAUCAAAGAGUGAACUUUAUAAAACAGUUUAUUUUAUUGUUUUAAUGUGUCGUGGUUGUCAUCUAAAAUGUGGAAGUUGCGAUCGCUGGAAUUACUUCUUCUUCUGGAACAAGGUGCCUCUUAGAUUAUAUUGUUAUAUUUAG
Heterostelium album PN500 is the source of this 378-nucleotide messenger RNA. RefSeq lists its product as uncharacterized. The coding region runs from base 1 to 378 and encodes 125 amino acids. The transcript is spliced from 4 exons. The record is from RefSeq and is a predicted model, not a curated record. Lineage: Eukaryota; Evosea; Eumycetozoa; Acytosteliales; Acytosteliaceae.